AGUGUGUUAAUUCAGUCACACACAGAUGUCCCGGCUUUGCAUUCCGAUAACAAUGGGAUUCACACUGAACGCGUGCAGAUAUCAGAGUCGCUGAGGCAUAACCGGCGGGGCAUGUUAGUGUAUACGUAAUACUGGGGGUAUUGCCCAGAAGUAUGAUCUGAACGGAGAUAGAAGUCAGGCCUUGGUAGUAUUACGUCUACCAUAUAUCCGCAGUUUCAGCAAGUACAAUCUCAGACUUCAUUUCAGCCAUGGACAGAGUACUACACAGUUCAAAGACUCUCACUUUUGUAGUAAUGACCAUGGUGUACUUUGCUGUCUGCAAGCCUUUCGUCCAGUACCCACCACAUACACUUGAGGCAGGCCUGCUGAAGAUGUUACCGAUCUGGUCAUUGGCUGUUUACGUACUUCCUCCAAACAAGGCCUUCUCAGACCUUUCUGUUGGUCAACAACGGAUUGUGUUUGGACUGCUGAUAUCCAGCUUGGGUGACCUAUGCUUAAUUUGGCGGGAAACUUUAUUUAUUCCUGGGCUGCUGUGGUUCUCUGUGGCCCAUGUGUGUUAUCUUUGUGCCUUCUGGUCUCAGGCCUCACAGCCUGUGAAGGGCGCUCAGUCCCACAGUCUUCCAAUGUACAUUGUGGCAGCGGUGGGUACGAGCGCGUACAUAUUACAAACCGUCCCUGGGAUUAUAAUGCCAUAUCUAGUCAUCUUCUACAGCGUAUUGCUGUUUGCUGUGUCAUGGAGAGCAACUGUGUGCUUUGAAUACUACCGAUCCGGCAAAAGCCUAGCUGGUUGCUUAGGGACCGUCUCAUUUCUGAUAUCAGACAGUAUUAUCGGCAUAGACAAGUGGGUUACGCCAAUUCCCUAUGCUGAAGGCCUGAUUAUGUCUACUUACUACCUAGCUCAGUAUGGAAUUGCAGUGAGCGCCACGUGAGAGACAUAUAUGAGUCAUGGUGUCCACGUAUCAUUGUCAGACCUCUUGGAAUGACACUUUCAUAAAGCUUUGAAAUCAAGCCACGAACACGAUGGAAACGUCUGAGAUGCGCCAUGACAUAUUAAAGCUGUUUUAAUUUUCUUCAUUGCUCUAAAGCUUCGGAUAGGAAGUCUGCUGUCGAGGUAUAUCUUCCUGGAAGAUUUGAUAACCCAAGCAAAUUUCGUAUUAUGUGCAGCCCUGUUAUUUGACAACAUUUUUAGAUGUGUUAGCGAAUAACGCCAAUAAUUAAUUAUGGACAUACCCAAUGAAUUCUUGU
This is a messenger RNA of Liolophura sinensis, 1245 nucleotides long. Its product is annotated as lysoplasmalogenase TMEM86A-like. Gene Ontology annotation, molecular function: hydrolase activity. NCBI's taxonomy places the organism in Eukaryota, Metazoa, Mollusca, Polyplacophora, Chitonida, Chitonidae. Bases 249 to 929 code for a protein of 226 amino acids. The transcript has 2 exons. Gene Ontology annotation, cellular component: membrane. The record is from RefSeq and is a predicted model, not a curated record.